Ictidomys tridecemlineatus (thirteen-lined ground squirrel) is the source of this 1415-nucleotide messenger RNA. The record is from RefSeq and is a predicted model, not a curated record. NCBI's taxonomy places the organism in Eukaryota, Metazoa, Chordata, Mammalia, Rodentia, Sciuridae.
AGAACACCUUUACAUCUGGCCUGUACUAGUGGAUAUACACAUAACAGCUCUCUCUUAACUAAGAAAAAAUGCAUAAAUGUUCCAGAUGAUGAAAACAAAUCUACACUGAUUAAGGCGGUUCAAUUUCAAAAGGAGAAUUGUGCUACUAUUCUUCUAAGCCAUGGUGCAGACCCAAAUCUGGUGGAUUUUCAUUAUAAUACUGCUCUUCAUUAUGCUGUGUGUGGUCAAAAUGUCUCAUUAGUCAGAAAACUACUUGAACACAAAGCGAAUCUGGAAGCUAAAAAUAAGGAUGGAUAUACCCCACUUCUACUUGCCAUUGUUGAAAAUAAUGAAAAUAUGGUGAAAUUUCUUCUGAAGAAAGGAGCAGAUGUGAAUGCUUCAGAUAAGAAUCAAAGAACAGCCCUUAUGAUUGCUCUCAGUGAGGAACCAACAAGUUUAGUAAGUCUUCUUCUUCAGCAAGAUGUUGACCUCUCUUGCCAAGAUAUUAUGGAUUCACAGCUGAGGAGUAUGCUUCCUUUAAUGGUUUUACUAUAUAUCAUCAAUUAACUGCUAAUUAUAAAAAGUAGAAGACAGUUGAACAAACACUCUGAAGAUACAACAAUGGAUACUACUUGUGAUUCAAGAGAGCUGAAGGAAGCAUGAAAAAAAAGGCCAUGGAAGGAGCAUGGUGGCAGUAAAUUAUACAAAUGUUACAAUCAUUCACACUCUCUAUUUCCUCAGAUCUAUAAAGAUAAUGCUUACAACAGUUGGCCCUGUUGACUCCAGGUGAGUAAACUUAAGAAUUUCCUUGAAUUCCUCUUUGCACAUACUCUUAUUUUUCCUUAUAUGCCUUUUAAAAAAUCCCACAUCUAUAAGAGAUAAAGAGUUUCUGUGAUAGACACUUCAUUUCCUAAGUGAACAAAAGCAGUAGAAACUAUAUAAAAAAUACUCCUGUAUUUGAGUUGUCUCUGGCAGGUGAACAUUUAAAACUACCCCCAGUCAUUUCUUCUUAGCAAUAUGUAUUUCCAGUUUUCAACAAAUGGUUAAUCUUUAUAUAUUUUGAAGCAUAAUAGAAAUAUUGGGUAAAGAAAAUUCCCAAUAAGCCUUGCAAAAGGUGAUAAACUUAAAAUUUGUAUUUCUGUCAGAUUGAAAAGGGGGCAACUUAAUCAUUUCUUAAAAUGACUAAAUUAGGAGUAUUAUUGCUAAAUUAUAAUUGUGUUGUAGCUGAAGCAUAGGAUUUAAGAAAUAUAGUUUGGAGUGAAACUAUUUGGAUAUAAAUGAAGUCAUUAUUAUAACUUGUUUUCUAGGUGUAUAAUUUCAUUUUCACAUUUUUUUUAUUUCUUCCUUAAAUUAGAACGAUCUGUUUUAUAAGAGCAGUUAAGUAAACUGUCAUAGCUACUCAUUUGAAGAGAAGUUUGUUAAAUGGAAAACAAUUU